Molecule: messenger RNA, 608 nt
Organism: Neopelma chrysocephalum (saffron-crested tyrant-manakin)
Lineage: Eukaryota; Metazoa; Chordata; Aves; Passeriformes; Pipridae
Product: syntaxin-1B
Exons: 6
Coding region: 120-599 (159 amino acids)
Biological process (GO): exocytic insertion of neurotransmitter receptor to postsynaptic membrane; intracellular protein transport; vesicle fusion
Cellular component (GO): SNARE complex; endomembrane system; plasma membrane
Molecular function (GO): SNARE binding; SNAP receptor activity
Source: RefSeq, a predicted model, not a curated record
CCUCCCCCCCAGCGAUCGAGCAGAGCAUCGAGCAGGAGGAGGGGCUCAACCGCUCCUCGGCCGAUCUGCGCAUCCGCAAGACGCAGCACUCGACGCUGUCUCGGAAGUUCGUGGAGGUGAUGACCGAGUACAACGCGACGCAGUCCAAGUACCGCGACCGCUGCAAGGACCGGAUCCAGCGCCAGCUGGAGAUCACCGGAAGGACCACCACCAACGAGGAGCUGGAGGACAUGCUGGAGAGCGGGAAGUUGGCCAUCUUCACCGAUGAUAUCAAGAUGGACUCUCAGAUGACGAAACAGGCGCUGAACGAGAUCGAGACGCGGCACAACGAGAUCAUCAAGCUGGAGACGAGCAUCAGGGAGCUCCACGACAUGUUCGUCGACAUGGCCAUGCUGGUCGAGAGCCAGGGCGAGAUGAUCGACCGCAUCGAGUACAACGUGGAGCACUCGGUGGAUUACGUGGAACGCGCCGUGUCCGACACCAAAAAAGCCGUCAAGUACCAGAGCAAAGCCCGGAGGAAGAAAAUCAUGAUCAUCAUCUGCUGCGUGGUGCUGGGGGUGGUCUUGGCCUCCUCCAUCGGGGGCACCUUGGGCUUGUAGGGCCCCCCC